Laccaria bicolor S238N-H82 is the source of this 183-nucleotide messenger RNA. RefSeq lists its product as uncharacterized. Gene Ontology annotation, biological process: DNA-templated transcription initiation; RNA polymerase II preinitiation complex assembly. The annotation marks the transcript as partial. NCBI's taxonomy places the organism in Eukaryota, Fungi, Basidiomycota, Agaricomycetes, Agaricales, Hydnangiaceae. Gene Ontology annotation, cellular component: transcription factor TFIID complex; SAGA complex; SLIK (SAGA-like) complex. The transcript is spliced from 2 exons. The record is from RefSeq and is a predicted model, not a curated record. Gene Ontology annotation, molecular function: protein heterodimerization activity; DNA binding; TBP-class protein binding.
CGAAGAACGAUACAAGAUCUCGUGUAUAGUGUUGAUCCCAACGUCAAGAUCGAGCCAGAGGUGGAAGAUCUCCUGUUAUCUAUUGCUGACGAAUUCAUCGAUUCUGUCACCAACUUUUCGUGUCGCUUGGCUAAACAUCGUGGUGGGGAUACUCUGGAAGUGCGCGACUUACAACUACACCUU